UAUGUGUUUACCUUAUUUCGACAGCACUGUCGCGUGAAGUUUGAUUGCCAACUUUGUGGAAACUUUGCUAAAAGUUAUUAUUUCGAUUGUUUGAUCGUAAUAUGCGAGUUUAUUGUAUGCUGGUGCGGUUCAACGAGGAAAGUUUGGUGGCUGACCUCGUGAUCUUCAUGAGAAGCGGGUAACAAUCGCGAUGGAAACAUGUCGUUCCUAUGGGAGAACUGGAAGCACCACAGGCACAAAUGUUGAAAAUGACACAAAUAGUUUCCAUGGCAACGCCACCAGCAAUGGCAGAUACAGAGGUCGCAUCUGUAGCAGUGUGGAUGAGGAACAGAGACCUGGAGAGACUCUUCAGGAGUACCUUGACAGGCACGAAGCAUUGAACGGUAAUACCUGUCACAGCAGCUCCAGGUCUACAUUCCGCAGUGGAUCUGAGUUGACCAGUGAGUCGGACUUCAUGGAUGAGAGACGCAACUCCAACCAGUCUGACACUGAUGUCUUCCUUCCAUCCCCGCAGCCAGAAAUCAACGAACAGAGGCGGAUCCUGGACCAGAAGAGACGGGAGCUACCACCGGGCCAUCGCUCAUCGAAACGAGUCGCUGAUUACGUCAAUGGACUCCCAAUCAUUCCAGAGCCACCGGCGCAAGAAGGGGUGCAGAGCAAGGGGAACAUAGGGCAGGUGAAGAGGCAACGGAUCUGGUCAGAGGGUCACGAAAGACGAAGAAGGUUCACUGAAUCAGGGAGUCUCAGCUUUGCAGAGGGGAUGACACCGCAGAAACAUGCAGCAAGUACUUCAAGUUCCAACUUAUCCAUGUUGUCUAGCCUCUCCAGCCAGUCUGGCAGCUAUGCUUGGUUUGAAUCGGGAGAAGAUUUUGAUAAGACGUUGCUGCCAUGGCCUGAAGAACCAUCCUCACAACCCCUGCCACAGCAACAACCACCCUCACCACGACCAAUGCCUACCACAGAACAGAUGGAACAACCAACAGUGGGGAAACAUGGCUGGAAUGAUAACUACCAUACUAUGCGUGCAGUCAAACUACCGCCCAAACCAAAAGGUCCGGCCAAGGAGCAAGCCUUUCCUGGAUCCUCGCUCAAAUCACCGUCUCAAUGGACGAGGAGCUCAACAACAGAGGGCUCUGCUCCUACACAUGAAACACUUCCAACUCCAAACAAAGAUAAGCCUCUUCAUCGGCGUAUGACUAACAGUGAUCUGAUUGCGCUAGCUACCCAGCAUCGUCAGCAGCACACCACCCAUCGGCGGCGCCAGAACCUUCUCCAGAUGGGGACGAGCAACGUUUCGGACUCUUCUGAUACAGACACAAGCGGACAGUCCUACUCAAGCAUUGACGACCUGCUCAUCGCCAGACAUGAUCCUGAAGAGAUCCUACUCAACCUCGGGUUCGGUGGGUCCCCAGAGACCGACGUCCUGGAUCGCAUCCCUUCAAGGUUCCUACAGAAACAGUCUCAAGCUAGGGGCAUCUCUACUCAUCAGUUCCUAUCCCAGAUGGAUGAGCUGGAGAGAGGAUGUGGAUUCAGUCUGGUAGGUGGUCUUAGAAGCCUGGGUUCUGCUCUGCGUAGAUCAUCUAGGAUGUCUCUCUCCCCUACUCCUCCAAAUAUUACCAACAAAUCCGUCAAGGUCGCUUCAGAACCCCAACAGAAAGAGCCUGUAAAGACAGAGCCACACAAUGUGCUUCCAGAUGACUUGAACCACAAUGUGGAGACAGCAGUAAAGAGCAUAGAGGUCAUUGCUGAAACAGGUCGCAGGGUUAAAGGUCAUCGCAAACUGGUUCAGCAAUCCCGCGUUGGUGACAUUGUACUGACACCAGUGGUAGAAUCACAUCAGGUUUGUUGUGAAACAUUACGAAGUGAAGGUCAAAGGGUGGAGGUCGUAACGGGCUCAAGGAGGGACGUCAUGCCCCAUAGAUCUGCAUCAGAUAGGCAUAAUCCAAGCACCACACUCAAGUUGCAGAGUGGAAGUGCCAAACUGGAUAAGAGAACAGAGAGAGAAGUAGGCGAUGAGCCAAGUGAGGCGCGUAGUCCUGUGAGAGAGUUCAACCAGGAGAAAGGGUCAGUUCUUAAGCCAAGGAUCUCACAACUCAGUAACACACAUUCAGGAGCAGCCACUGGUCGUGGUCUUCAGUCAAGGGAAGACUCGUUUGAGUUUGAAGAGCUGUCUAGUGAGGAGAGACUUGAAGAUGCUAAUGGGGCUAUUCAUACUGGUGAAGCUGCUCUGAAUAACCAAGGAAAUUUGAGCCGUAGUGAUAGCACUCAAUCAGAUAGUAGUGGUUUUGCAGAUGAGAACAUUGGAUGCAACGAGAUGGACUCACCCAAGAGCACUUCCGAUGACAACACUACCAUUACCUCAGAUUCCAAGAUUACCCAGACAAGUUUUGAUGCCAAUACCAUAGAGCUCUUGGACUCUGGUACUGCUACCUCACAUAAGAUUACUGCACUAACACUGAGCCAGGAAUCAUCGCAAAGUCUUCCUUCUGUAACCUCUCUGGAGGAUUCCCCCUUUGAUGAUGCAAUAGUGGUGACAGAAUUACCUACAAGCAACUCACAGCGCACAAGACGUUGUACAUACCCUGCAACACUUGACAGGAGAGUGGAAGAAUCAGGACCAAAAACUGUCGUCGAGAUUUUGUCUUCCCUGCACACAACCUCUAAAGAACUUGGUAAGGAGGAUAGCAAGCAAGGUUUGCCUGGGCCAACCAGGCGGAAGCCUCCCAAAUUGAUGAAAAUGAAAAGUGUGGAUCCAGAAGGGUAUGGGUUUAAAUGUACGGUUGAAAGUAGAGGGGUCCAAACUCAAGUGGAAGCCACUGUGAAUGCGUUACAUGAACGAAGUUGUGAGGUUUUACAUGAAGUAGAUGAAGAUAUCCUCGGUCAAGAUGGGUUGUCCGAUGGAAAUGUUGAUCAUGAAACCAAAGACGAUAGACCUGUGCAAUCUGUAGAGGAGUAUUCCAUUCCUGAUGGACCAUGCGCGCAACAUGUGGUUGAAAAAUGUAGUGCUGCCAUUGAGAAAAAUUGUGAAGAAGUGUGUGAGGGGUCUGAAGCUGCACCCAUUGAAUCCAAAAUCAUUCCAAUCUGCAGGAGCCAUGAGGCACAUGAACGUCUUUCGAUAGUACCCUCUCAUUCCACAGAGUGUCUCCCAGUAAAGUCUGAACAAACUUCUGAAAAUGAACACCAAGUAAGGUGUGAUAACAUAGAAAUAAAUCCUGCAAUACCAGUUGUAAGUGAAUCUAACAUUGUGCAGCUUAGUAGCCAAGUAACAAACAAAUCUUUAUCAGAGAAUCUAUCUACUUGUAUAAAAGAGAAUAUAUCUAGUAUUGAACAUCGUAGCUGUGAUGGAGCCAUUGUGGAUGGUGAGGAAAAAGGAUGUUGGAUAGAACGGACUCUGUCUGAAAUCAACCUAUGUGAAAUCAGUAGUCAGACAUCUAGCACAGUGACAGAUGACGUUGGUACGUCUUUAAUCAAGUGCCAAUGGGAAAGGAAACUGCCAUUUAGUGUGUACAGCUCAAGUGAAUUUGAAGUAGAAGAUUAUGAAAUAAAUAGGGAACUAGAUUUAAAUGAAAUGCUAAAAAAUAAGAUCCUUGAUCAGCAGAAAGAUGUGGAGGAAGUAAUUCACCCAGUCGAGAACGAGGUGUUUAAAACAUCAAGUACUUUUGAGACAUCGGCAAUAAGUGUGGUUGCAUCAAAUGAAGUUUCAUCUGUAGAAGACAUCAGACAUCACAGUGCUUCCUCGGGGGAGACUGAACAGCCAAUCACAACUCAGGAUACUAAAUCACAUGAUACCAUGCUGCCAACAGAAUCUGCAGAGCCAUCCUUUGCAUUGUCAGAGCACUUGCCUCACUUUGACGACACACAUCCUUCCACAGCUCAAAGCACUGCCCCUCUAGAUCUAGUCACAUCAUCUGCACCAAACCCCUCCCAAGACGCAGUGUCAGAUGGGAGAUCUGAAAACCUUGAGGCCACAUCUUCUGAGGUCAAGGAAGGUGCUGUAGAUGUCCCUAAAGUACCUCAACAGUCGUUUCUAGAAGAUGCGUCGCAACCGCUCUCGGAUUGUUCCAAGGACACAAGGAUAGAGAUGAUCAGCAAAGAGGAACACUGUAAAGCUAGAGAAGAACUCAAAGCACUUCUAUCAACUCAGGAUUAUCCAUCAUCAUCACCAUUGAAAUCAGCUAGAUCAGCCAACCAUGACGAGGCUGUUGAGGAUCUAAAGCUCCUCCAGAGGGCACUAGGAAGGUACGACCGAGAUCUUGAAGAGCUGGAAUCGUGGUCUUCAAAACUCUUCCAAGAAGUUGGAUUUGCUUUAAGCCCAGAAGAAAGAUCUGACUUACAAAGCUUGUCAUCUGUUCGUCACAAGAUCAAGGAUGAGAUUCAAAGUCUUGAAAAGAAUCUUUUGGAGAAAUUCCAGGCAGUGAUCUCCAGGGAUACGGAGCAUGAAACUAAAGAGGAGUCUUUGUGGUCACCUGGCCUGUCUCAAGUCAUGUGUCAGAUGGUAGAUUUACUCAAAGAGCAGACAUCCCUGCGUAGCUUCCUGGAUGAUCUCCAAGCCCUGGAGUACAGCACCUCGCCCAUUCCUGCCUGGUCUGCAAGAGCAUCAUCACCAAAGCGCAGGAAUCUCCUGGCCGAUGCCACCCACGGUGGCUCGGUGGAUGAAAGCGAUGACGGGAAUCGCUCGGAAGGAGAGGCAGACCUGACUGAUGAGGUCGCUUCCGCCUGCGGUGACCUUCCAUUCCCUCAAACCCUGAGCCAGGGGGAGUUGAUCGAGGAGCUGCAGAAAGCACAGAGUGACCUGAAGAAGAUGAAAGCUCAAGCCAAGCAAGAUGUUGUCAUGGCAGUCAGAGAGGUGAGACAGUCUAUCCUGUCUGAAGUGAGGAGGGAAAUUCAUAUGGAAUCCCAAUUGUUGCAAGUUCAGAUGCAGGCUAAAGACAUUGAGAUAGAGAACCUGAGAUCGAUGGUCAGAGAAUUGAAGGAGACCAGUUUGACCAUGUCAGGUUUCGAGACAUUUUUCCGCCAGAUGGCAAGAGACAAGGAAAGCUGAGAUGGAAAACUUGGAAUCGAUGGUCAAAGAGUGGAAGAGACCUAUAUGACUACAUGUAUGUCCAGUGUUGAGACAUGAAACCACCAGUGGGCUGAGGGACAAGAGUAGCUGAGAUGGAGAUCUUGAGAUUGAUGGUCAGAGGUGAAGGAGACCAACUUGACCAUGUCCAGUUUUGAGAUGUCUUUUCUUCCAGUCAGCAAGAUGAGAGGACAACUGAGAUACAGAGCUUUAGUUUGAUGGUCAGAGAACUGAAGGAGACCAGCUUGACCAUGUCCAGUUUUGAGAUGUCUUUUCUCCAAGUCGGCAAUAUGCAAGGACAACUGAGAUGCAGAGCUUUGGUUUGAUGGUCAGAGAACUGAAGGAGACCAGCUUGACCAUGUCCAGUUUUAAUAUGUCCUUCCAUAACUAGUCAAGAGAGAAAGAUGCUAGGACAACUGAGAUACAGAGCUUUAGUUUGAUGGUCAGAGAACUGAAGGAAACCAGCUUGACUAUGUCCAGUUUUGAUAUGUUCUUACACCACUGGUCAAGAGAGAAGGAUAAUCAAGUUCAGCCUUGAUGGAAGAGAAAAUGCAUCGAAAGAAAGUAAAGAUUCCAUUACUAUGUGACCUAUCUGUGUUGGGUUUGAUGGGUUUAGGAUGUCAUCAGUUGGAAGGAGAUAUUGUUAGUAGUAUUAAAGAGAAGUUAAUGCAAGGGGCGUGUCUUACUUUUCAGUCUUCUAGAUUAAGGCUUGUGUACGUGUAAACCCUUCGUCUUAAGAAUGUAAGAGAGAAAGGGAAGUAGUAUUAACACCAAUUUGAGGAGGCAGAGCUGAUUGAUUAAGACCUUUGGAAACCCUGUAACACUAUGGGUUAAAUGUGUGGAAAAAUUAAAGAAAUGAUGAAGCUCAGAUUGCAAGACAAGUUUUCUUUCAAUAUUUUAUUAAAAUGAUGUCAAGUUUGAUAAGGGUUUGUAGGUUUCUGAAGAUGAUUUUCCAGUCCAACCUCAAACCCAUAUAUUGUUAUGUUUCAUUCCAUAAAUUUUUUAUCAGAUUGAAAAGAAGGGGAGAAAAAAAAUCUAAGCUCCAUCGCAGUUGUUUCAGAGGUGAAAACUAACUUAUAUUCUGUCUACGAUCUUACUACUGUCAUAUGGUUGUAAUGUGUAAUAUUUACAACUUAAAAUUUACGACUCGAAAUUUACAACUUAAAAUUUACAAUUUAUACAGCUGUGUGGGUGAUUUGAAUAAACCUCUAUGAUAUAAUUGCAUUGCAGUGAGAUUUGGUGUUGCUAGAUUUGCAAGGUUGCCUCAACUUCGAAGUUCUCCAGGUUCACUCUAAGCAAUGUCUAUAAUGAUGCAUGGAACAUCAAAAUGUGUGGCACUGUAUCUUUUCAUACAAACAGGAACAAUAUGAGACCAUUUUCUACAAAGUUUUGGUACAAUUCCUUUUUAGUACCUGGACUAAACGUUACCUUAAGAGUAGUUGGUUGAUAGCUGACAAAAACAGUAAACAGUGGGCAAGAAUGUGUGCUAGUCAACUCUAAAGACAAUGAUAAAGUAUAAUUGUAUGAUUGGAAGAUUUUAUAUUUUUGGGGCGAGUGUUUGGUGCAGAGAUAUUUAACGGUGCUUUUUGGUUGUUGUUCUUGUUGCUAUGUUAUUAUUUUUUGCAAUAAUCAUUUUACAACUUUGCUGUUCAUGCAAUUCCACAGACAAGUCAUCAUCUUUUCAAUAAUUUUUCAAGUAAUCUAUUCAAAUAUGAAGGUGUACCGGUACACAUAACUAAAUAUGCUGUGUUAUAUUCAUUGAUGGCAAACUUUACCAUCUAUGGUAAGUUUUGUGCAACGGGCCUAGAGGGUUUCAAAGCCAGGGCCAGAUCCUGCGUCCUGCACUGGACCGAGAUUGUGUAGUGAGUUGAGAAGAAGAAGUUAAAUUUGUUGCAAAUGCCAUCUUUUUGAACUAACAAAGCAAUUUGCAUCUUCAUAAUGUGAUUCAUAAUUUCAUAUGCAAAGAUUAUUAUAUACACACUGUAUUUGCAUUAUGGAAAGCAUGUGGUUUCAUUUUUUAAUUACCGGGAAUU
This is a messenger RNA of Strongylocentrotus purpuratus (purple sea urchin), 7092 nucleotides long. RefSeq lists its product as uncharacterized. Gene Ontology annotation, molecular function: signaling receptor binding. The record is from RefSeq and is a predicted model, not a curated record. NCBI's taxonomy places the organism in Eukaryota, Metazoa, Echinodermata, Echinoidea, Camarodonta, Strongylocentrotidae. The coding region runs from base 191 to 5041 and encodes 1616 amino acids. The transcript is spliced from 16 exons.